CCUGUCCGCCUGCCUGACAGGUCAGCCUCUAUCACUGUGACAGCAGCAGCUGUUCAGACCUGACCAACACGCGCUGCCUGCAGGUCUGCUUCAACAACAUGUGCAGUUCCUGAAGACUUCAAAGUUUCCAGUUUGAAGGCUUCCAGCAUGGUGACGCUCGGGGUGAAUCAGCGUGGGGGAGACCAGAGAGGCCCGCUCAUGUCCCCGCUGCAGCUGUCCGUCUACUGGCGCCUCUCUCUCAUCUUCUUCUUCACCUCCUUCCUCUUCUUUCUGGACAUUUUCACGGCCGCCGUGGCCGCCGAGACAUGUCACAACAACAAUAGCGCGCACGCCUCUUGGCUUGGAAAGUUGGCACCGGACGCGGAGGACAACCAAUCAGCGCUCAGUGAGGUUUCUGAGGGCGACGCCGAUUGGAGGACGGAGAGCGGGACCCGAGACUCAGUGUGUGCUUGGACAGACUGGUUGUCUUAUGGUCAGAUGCUCUUCAUGACCGGUCUGCUGCUGGGAUCUCUGUUUGGAGGAGCCGUAUCUGACAGGUACGGGAAGCGCCCGGUGCUGCUGGUUUCUAUGUUUGUGCACGCCGUGUGCGGACUCGUACCCGCUGUCUUUCCUCAGCCGCUCCUCUUCCUCAUUCUUCGCUGCCUGACUGGCAUUUGCUGCUGCUGUAUCAACAUUUGUGCCUUCAGUCUGGCGGUCGAGUGGACGUCCCCCGAUGCUCGACUGUGGCCUCCGGCCUUUCUGCCGUUCUGCUUCAGCCUGGGGACGAUGACUGGAGCUCCUUUGGCCUGGCUCAGCUCUACCUGGGGACGUCUGCACCUGUCGCUGGCUCUGCCUCAGAUCGUCUGUCUGCCGCUCUUCCUUCCAAUCCCAGAGUCUCCUCGAUGGUUGUUGUUAAAGAAGAGGACGGCUGUCCUGGACCAUUACCGAAGCAACAGCCCUGCAGAUAAACAGCAUCUGGACCUGCUGUUGGACUCGGCCUGGUCGGACUUGCAGAAAGCCACCGAAGCUCAGAGGGAGGAACCUCUCACUGGAGGUCAUGCCCCCAGUGACAUCAUCCACCUGAGGCACCCAACUGUCCUGAUGCGGUUGUUUGUCAUGAGCUGUCUGAGUGCUGCAUCAGCUUUGACAUACUACGGAAUCUGUUUGAACAUCGGCUCUUUUGGCAUCAGCGUGUACGCCGCGCAGUUCUUCUCCGGCCUGUCUGAAGCUCCCUGCCUGCUCGUCCCGCUCAUUCGCCUGGGACGCCGACAGAUGAGCAUGCUCGCUCUGUUCCUCAGCGGAGCCGCCUGCUUCCUCUCAUUACUCCUCUCCAGAUACAACGGUACGCCGAUGCUCGUUAUGAGUCUGGCUCUGCUGGGGAAACUCUGCAUUCUGGCUGCCAUCUUUAUCUCCACCUUGUACAGCAUUGAGCUGUUCCCCACUGUGGUCAGGCUGCGCUGUUUAUCUCUGGUCAACCUGUCUUUCCGGCUCGGCUGCCUGGUCAACACCCUCGUCCCCUCCAACCCCGAUGGAGUAAUCUCGUUGGCUGCUAUGAUCAUAUACAGCAGUGGCCCAAUCAUAUGCUGCGGUUUGUGCCUGCUGCUGCCAGAAACCAGCGGCGUCCCGCUUCCUGACUCGGUGGAGGACUGUGACAGGCAGCUACAGCCCCACUCCUCUGACACGGGCAAACUCUGGGGGACGCAGAAGCUGGUGAGCAGCCAACCCAGCAAAGUGGAGCCGAUCCCUGCAGAGAAAGACAGCAGCAUUUCAGGGCUGCUGAUAUGAACACAGCCGACAGCUUUCGGUUACACCAAAAAACAAAUGUGAGUUCACGUUAGAGAAAUUUUAACUUUAUACUGCAAAAGCUGCCAGCAGGCAGGGUGAAAUAUUUCCCCCUCAGAGGAUGUUGGAGGAUUUCCAAGACUUAAAAGGACGUGUUUUAUUCUUAUGCUGUUUUUUCCUGUUUGUAACUGUUUUUUUUUAUUACUGUGAAAAUAAAAUCAAGCCCAAUUUC
This is a messenger RNA of Archocentrus centrarchus (flier cichlid), 1993 nucleotides long. RefSeq names its product solute carrier family 22 member 6. NCBI's taxonomy places the organism in Eukaryota, Metazoa, Chordata, Actinopteri, Cichliformes, Cichlidae. The coding region runs from base 148 to 1764 and encodes 538 amino acids. Gene Ontology annotation, biological process: transmembrane transport. The transcript has 10 exons. Gene Ontology annotation, molecular function: transmembrane transporter activity. The record is from RefSeq and is a predicted model, not a curated record.